CGGCGGGGGUUACAGGAAGGCAGAAGAAGGCGGCGGCAGAGAGGCGCGUCCGUCCGCGUAACAGCGUCGUCGUCGUCGUUGUCGUCGUCGUCGUCCUCCUCGAGACACGCACGUUGUCGGCUGUGAAGUCGCGAGCAAGUCGAUCGAUCGAUCGGUUCGCACCAGUGCCGAUAUCGGCGCCGGGACACGAAAGCAAAAAACCAGCGGCGACGGGAGAAGAAGAAGAAGAAGAAGAAGAGAAGAAGAAGAAGAAGAAGCAGCAGCAGCAGCAGCAGCAGGCCCCCCUCGGUGUGUAACUACGUACGUUCGCGGCGUGCGGCGCGCGACUCCAAUUCGUUCGACCAGUGCGGCUAUUAAUCGGACCGCGACACUGUCGUAUCUGUCGGUUGUUGGUUGUUCGUUCGUUCGUUCGUUCGUUCGUUCGUUCGUUCGGUUGGUUGGUUGGCUGGCUGGCUGGCUGGCUAGUUGAGUAGCCUGCCCCCGAGUCGUCGGUUCCGUGUUCGGUCCCGAGAGCGUUCACAGCGAGAGCGAGAGCGCGCGGAGCUUUCCUUCUGCACGCCGCGGCUCCCUAUGAACUCGUGACAGUGUGGCGACGGAGAAUCGAAGCGAAAAUCGAGUGGAGUCGAGUUGUCGGAGCGAGCCGGGUCAGGUAGAAGUGAAGCGCGCGGCGCGGUUCAUCGCCGGAAAAUCUCAGUCGCCUGGUGACGAGGAAGAGAGACGGACGGAAGGCGAAACGCGCGAGAGAAGAGAGGACGAGCAGCGCGCGCGUGAGACGGAGAGACAACGAGAAGGCGUGAAAGGAAGAGAGAAAGAGAGAGCGCGAUAGCGAGGGAGGGAGACAAGAAGAGGGAACGAGAGAAAGAGAAUCCAUCUCACUGAGAGCAAAUCGAAGCAAAACGUGGCGGAUUCGGUGACCCCUCGACUGUGACCAGGCGCACAGGCAGGCAGUAGAUAGGGCAAGGAAAUGCGUGAAUAUAAAAUAGUAGUGCUGGGCAGUGGAGGUGUAGGCAAGUCCGCCCUCACUGUCCAGUUCGUGCAAGAAAUCUUCGUAGAGAAGUACGACCCGACGAUCGAGGACAGUUAUCGCAAGCAAGUCGAGGUCGACGGCCAACAAUGUAUGUUAGAAAUCUUAGACACAGCCGGCACAGAACAAUUCACAGCCAUGAGGGACCUUUAUAUGAAAAACGGACAGGGCUUCGUAUUAGUAUAUUCGAUAACAGCACAAUCGACCUUCAACGAUCUGCAAGACCUCAGGGAGCAAAUCCUCCGGGUAAAGGAUACAGAUGAUGUACCGAUGGUACUAGUAGGCAAUAAGUGCGACCUGGAGGACGAGAGGGUAGUAGGAAAGGAUCAGGGUGUCAACCUUGCCCGGCAAUUCAAUUGCGUGUUUAUGGAGACCUCUGCCAAAGCUAAAAUUAAUGUUCGCGACAUUUUUUACGACCUGGUGCGGCAAAUAAACAAGAAGUCGCCAGAGAAGAAGAUGAAGCAGAAAAAGAAAUCGCUGUGCCUACUUUUGUAAGGUAGAUAUGGCAGAGCCCAUACUCUCCUACAUGAAAAAUCCGAACAUACCAGUGGAAACAAAAAAAAAAGAUACGCAAGAAAAACAAGAUCGGGGGCGGACAUAAAAUGAAAAAAAAAAAAAGAUACUAAUGACGAGGAGGGGGGCUGACGGAAUACUAAAAAGCGACGAGGUAAAAGCGGGAGGUCUGUGCGACACCGACGGUUAAGAAGGAAGCCGAACGGCGAUACGGAGGGCACAA
Messenger RNA from Harpegnathos saltator (Jerdon's jumping ant), 1760 nucleotides. It is a transcript of the gene Rap1, whose product is annotated as RAS oncogene family member Rap1. Gene Ontology annotation, cellular component: membrane. The transcript is spliced from 4 exons. Gene Ontology annotation, biological process: Rap protein signal transduction. The record is from RefSeq and is a predicted model, not a curated record. NCBI's taxonomy places the organism in Eukaryota, Metazoa, Arthropoda, Insecta, Hymenoptera, Formicidae. Gene Ontology annotation, molecular function: GTPase activity; GTP binding. Bases 965 to 1519 code for a protein of 184 amino acids.